CCGCCGCCGCCGCCGCUCGCCGUCCGCGCCGCAGUGCGAAGGGGCGAAGAUGGCCGGCUGGCAGAGCUACGUGGACAACCUCAUGUGCGACGGCUGCUGCCAGGAGGCCGCCAUCGUCGGCUACUGCGACGCCAAAUACGUCUGGGCGGCCACGGCCGGGGGCGUCUUCCAGAGCAUCACGCCGCUGGAGAUCGACGUGGUCGUCGGGAAGGACCGGGAAGGGUUCUUCACCAACGGCCUGACCCUGGGCGCCAAGAAGUGCUCGGUGAUCCGGGACAGCCUGUACGUGGACGGCGACUGCACCAUGGACAUCCGGACCAAGAGCCAGGGCGGCGAGCCCACCUACAACGUGGCCGUGGGCCGGGCGGGCCGAGUCUUGGUCUUUGUAAUGGGAAAAGAAGGGGUCCACGGAGGCGGAUUGAAUAAGAAGGCAUACUCAAUGGCAAAGUACUUGAGAGACUCUGGGUUCUAGCUGCUAGGCAGACUGUGAAGUAUUAGGGGAAAUUGCUCUUACACUUUCCUAGCUGUGAGCUUAAGUCUUAUUCUGGAAAUGUUAUUAGCAAUGCAGGGUGAUGGGGUAUAAACCUGUGUCUCCUUUGUAUCCCUCUGUCGGUGGGGAAAGGCGUCUUUCUUUAUGCUCCCCCCCUCCCCCCCACGCCCGCCCCCCCUUGGUAAUUCUGUUCACUUCUGUUUUGUUUCCUUGUGUGCUCCAGCAUUGGUUAUAGUCAUGGGAAAGGAAGGUGUCCGCGGGAGGCACACAUAACAAGAAAGCGUGUGAACUGCUUUAUUCCCGAGGCGGCCUCGUGUGUGAGCGGCCUCUCCCCGUCCACCUAGCAGAAGCCAUCACCACCCCAGCUAUGGUCACACUGCUACCACACUAGGCUUGGUGGCUAGUUUUUCUUUCCCUGUUUUCUAAGGUCAUGAUUCCUGUUUGCCCAAUGGAUCAUUUGUAUGUUAACCACUGUUUGUAACCAACCCUUAUCUGGCAACAUAAUUGCAGCACAAUAAUGAUUUGCAUGAUACCUUGAAAUUGGGGGGAGGGGGCAUGCCAAGUUGGGCAUCACUUUGUCUUAGCAAUUAAUGGGAUAUUGAUUACUAAAAUAAGUUAAUAUUAAGCAAGGUGCCGGUUGUACAAUCUCUAAUUUGAUCGACGUCUUGUCCGCACUUUGAGCAUUUACUUGGCUCAUUUAGUCUUCCUUUUGUAAGGCAUGGUUGGGAGGAAAACGUGCAUGCAUCUUUCCGUCACUCCUUCCUCUUCUCUCAGCCCCUCCCUUCGCAAUAAGGUAUUUGGUUUGCUUCCAUCCUCUUCUGUGCAGUGCCUGGUUUAUUUAGCCAAUUAAUGCCCCUUUUGUUGAUGAGUGAGAGCUGCAGUAUUUGCUUUUAGUGUUGUGGGUGCACUUGAGACAGUCACUCUGUAGUGUCACAGGAGGUGACACAGGAAGAGCACAACUGCAAAACAAGAGCAAAAGGCACUUCCUCCCAUGACCUUAUAGUAACCAUAGCGACUGAAUCCCCAUCAUUUUGAACUCCAUCUUUGCAAUAGCUCAGAUUUGUGUUCCUGUCUUCUGCUUUGCACACCAGCUCCACUCUUUAGUGACAUUGAGCAAGGUUGCCAUUAUGGAAUUAGGUACCCCACAUAACCAUCUGGAGUGCGUCCGGUUCGUUCCUCAUAGGACCAAUCUUUAUUUGCCGCUUUGGUUUUUAUAUGAAGUUGCAUUAUUGUGGAUUGGCUGUCUUGUGAUGAUUUUUUUUCAUAAUGUACUGUGUGCCAUACUAUUGUUCAAAUGAACUGUCGCUAUUGUGAGAUGGAUUUUAACUGACCUAUUAAAGGGUUUCUUUCGAAUGGCACUACCUUAGGGAUAUUCUAGUAACUGCUUCUAUUGUUUGGGCCUUGUGGAUAAUGUACAGAUUUAAAAACAGAUCUUGUUGCUGGUUUGUCCAUUUCUUUCCCUGCACUUUGUUACAUCUGGGAUACAGUCUAACUCAUCUGAUUUAAUAUGCAUUUAAAAAAAUGCCAUAACUAUUAAACACCUUGUUUACAGACAGAUGAAAUAAAUUUAUUCCAACCAAA
Messenger RNA from Dipodomys spectabilis (banner-tailed kangaroo rat), 2071 nucleotides. RefSeq names its product profilin 2 (gene Pfn2). Bases 50 to 472 code for a protein of 140 amino acids. Gene Ontology annotation, biological process: regulation of actin filament polymerization; positive regulation of actin filament bundle assembly; actin cytoskeleton organization. NCBI's taxonomy places the organism in Eukaryota, Metazoa, Chordata, Mammalia, Rodentia, Heteromyidae. The transcript has 3 exons. Gene Ontology annotation, molecular function: actin binding. Gene Ontology annotation, cellular component: cytoplasm. The record is from RefSeq and is a predicted model, not a curated record.